This is a messenger RNA of Pyricularia oryzae 70-15, 1527 nucleotides long. Its product is annotated as cytochrome P450 monooxygenase. Gene Ontology annotation, molecular function: monooxygenase activity; iron ion binding; heme binding. Bases 1 to 1527 code for a protein of 508 amino acids. The transcript has 4 exons. The record is from RefSeq and is a predicted model, not a curated record. Lineage: Eukaryota; Fungi; Ascomycota; Sordariomycetes; Magnaporthales; Pyriculariaceae.
AUGCGAGCAGAGUUCAACGGCUGCCGUGACAUUUCAAAGGCAACAAUCGCCACCAUCGCCCAAUUCCUCUGGAAGAGACGCUCUCACCCUCUGCGCUCAAUACCAGGACCCUGGAUCAAUAGCUUGUCCGAGAUCCCUGCGGCGUUGGCUCUGGUCAAGGGCGACCAGCACAUUUACUACAAGUCUCUGCAUGAGAAAUAUGGCCGUGUGGUUCGCGUCUCGCCCAAUGAGCUCAGCUUCCUUAGCACGGAAGCGCGACAGGAGAUCUAUGGUUUGCGGAAAGGUGGACUGAACAUGGAAAAAAGCCCCAUCUUUUUGGGGGCGGUGGGUGCGGUGGGCGGAGAGACGGGCGUGAGCCUUGCGCUCAACGCAGACCACACUCGACAGCGGCGGGCGCUGGGCUACCUCUUUACAAAUAGCGCGCUGCUCAGGUUUGAGGCGUUGAUGAAGCUGCAGGUGCAAAAGUUCAUCGCGGUCAUGGAGGAGAAGACGCUAAAGAAGGAGCCGGUGAAUGUUGCCAACUGGUUUACUUAUCUUGCAUUCGACAUCAUGGGUGAUCUCUGCUUUGCAGAACCGUUUGGAUGUCUGGACCAGGCCGCCAACACGGAGUGGUCCACCUCGGUCAUCAACGUCUUUGUAUCGGCCACCUGGACCCAAGGCAUCCGCAGGCUGUCCGGAACGGGGACUUGGCUCGAAUCCCUGAUGACGUGGCUGCUCGUGCCAGCCAAGGCGGCCGAGUGGAGAAGGACGCAUCUCAACAACUCACGCGAGAGGACGCUACGGCGGCUCGCGUCCUCGGAGCAGGACCACGCCGACUUCAUCUACCACAUCCUCAACAGCGAGGGCAAGAGCACCCUGAGCCACAACGAGGUCAUACUCAACGUGGCCCUCAUGAUCAGCGCCGGCACCGACACGACGGCGACGGCCCUGACCGGCUGGACCUAUUUCGUCUGCACGCACCCAGAGGUGUACCAAAGGCUGAUUGACGAGGUCAGGGGUGGGCUGCCGACAGAGGACCACAUCCGGUGGGAAAACGUCCGCAAGAUGAGCUACCUCGAAGCGACCAUACACGAAGCCCUCAGGCUCUACCCGCCCUCACCGGCAAGCCAGCAGCGCGUCGUCCCCCGGGGCGGAGCCACCAUCGACGGGUAUUUUGUACCCGAGGGGACGACCGUCGCCGUUCCGCCGUGGGUGUCGACGCACUCGGAGAUGCACUUUUACGACCCCGAGUCCUUUAGGCCAGAGAGGUGGCUGGGCGAGGAUGACAAGUAUGCCAGGGACGACUUCAACGCCUCGCUGCCCUUUGGGACCGGGCCUCGCGUCUGCAUUGGCAGGAACCUGGCCUACAUGGAGAUGCAACUCAUCACUGCCACUCUGUUGUGGAAUUAUGACCUCGAGCUGGAUAGAGAAAAAUACUUGGACGUGAAUUCGGUCUGGGGCUUGGAUGGCAACAUGAAGCGCAUGAAGGUCUUUCACUCCAUGACCAAGCCGGACCUCUGGGUCAAGUUGAACAAGGUCCGGCAAUGA